AUGAUUCGAGGAGAUGAUUUGGGCGAAAGUACACCUGAUAAUGGCUGGGGUCCAAGACGUCCGACGGCCGGCCGUUCUCGAAAAUGGCCAACGGUUGUGCUAGAGGUUGGAGUCUCCCAGGGGAAAUCAAAGCUGGAGGAGGACGCGCGUUUCUGGCUUGAGGAGUCAGAAGGCGAGGUCAAAAUCUCCCCAACAAUAUCAGUGGGUCGACGAAUUCCGGAGAUCGUGCUAGAAAAGUGGAAGGUCAGGAACGGAAAGCCAGCAAUGGCACAGAAGGUGACAGUCUGGCGACAGAAUCAAGACAUCUUGUUCGAUAACGAGGCCCUCGUUAUUGAAAUUGAGGAUCUCUUCUUGCGAGAAGCAGACAACCCUCUGGAAGUCAACAUUGAGUUCGACCAGGGUAGUCUGCGGCGUCUUGCCGAGAACAUCUGGCUGGAGCAGGGUUUCAUGGAAGUGGUGCGAGCUUAA
Molecule: messenger RNA, 468 nt
Organism: Aspergillus novofumigatus IBT 16806
Lineage: Eukaryota; Fungi; Ascomycota; Eurotiomycetes; Eurotiales; Aspergillaceae
Exons: 2
Coding region: 1-468 (155 amino acids)
Source: RefSeq, a predicted model, not a curated record